Messenger RNA from Cotesia glomerata, 2284 nucleotides. RefSeq names its product sprouty-related, EVH1 domain-containing protein 1 (gene Spred). The transcript has 6 exons. Bases 532 to 1860 code for a protein of 442 amino acids. Gene Ontology annotation, biological process: negative regulation of MAPK cascade; multicellular organism development. The record is from RefSeq and is a predicted model, not a curated record. Gene Ontology annotation, molecular function: protein kinase binding. Gene Ontology annotation, cellular component: membrane. NCBI's taxonomy places the organism in Eukaryota, Metazoa, Arthropoda, Insecta, Hymenoptera, Braconidae.
GCAGGAUUGUCUUGGUGCUGGAAGUUUGGAAUAAAUGUGCUUUAUUAUUAUUUUGUAAAUUGGAGAUUUGCAAGUGGUUUUGGUGUGAUUGAAAUUGGUUCAUCGGCCUAACCUUGACGGCGACGUCGUCGUCGAGGGAAAUACCGAUCGUUCGCGACCACCGACACCGACAAAACACCCACACACACCCUCCACUUGAUCAACUUAACACAGACAGACACUAAACUCUGUAUGGAGACAGAAAAUAAAUGUCGAUGUAUAUGUAGGACUUGGAGCAUUCAUGAAGACAAGUCAUGCGCGGGUGUGAGUGCGUGUGUGCACGUUGCUGCUCGUUCAUUCAUCGAAUCGAUGUCAAUGCGUACGCCUAUUUUCCACAUAUUUCCUAGAUUUUUAUUUAAUUUCUUAUUAACUCUAUUAUCAUACCACAGUCAUGGUGUUUCUAAAUAAAGAAUUAUUUAUAAUUAAUUGGUAAUUGAGUAUGCAUCGACGGAGGUUUUCAUUAUUGAAAAUUUUAGUGAGCUUUGAAGUGACAUGAGUACUGAAGAUGAUUCUAUGGAAAGUGAUCCGGGUGGUAACUAUCUGGUGAGAGUUCAAGCCCAGGUGAUGACGAGAGAUGACAGCUCCGGGGGAUGGGUGAUAUUGAGUGGCGGAGGUUUAGCCAACGUCUCGGUAAGACGAAGAGUGACCUCCACCGCGAGCAGUGUGCCUCAUCCACCUGGCAGUACCAAUGGCACCAGCGUACCUGGUAGCACUCCUGUCACCUCUCCGUCAUCAUCAAACACUCAAAACUCUACGCCUGGGACAGUUGCCUCCUCCGCGAGUCAUGGAGCCAGCACUUCGCCACCCAGCGCUAAGAGAAAUCACGAGUAUUUUAUUUACGGUAGAAGAAUCAAGGACCAGUCGGUUGUUUUAAGCUGCACAAUCAAGAAGGACUUCCAGUACAAUAAGGUGAUGCCGACGUUCCACCACUGGUGUACCGGGGAGAAGAGGUUUGGCCUGACGUUCCAGACAGCCGCGGAUGCCCGUGCCUUCGACAAGGGAGUUCGCCGAGCAGUAGAAGAACUGUUGGAAGGGCUCACCGAUUCAUCUUCACCUGCGACUCCAGACGCUGGUGACGACGGUGUUUUCAUGACAGUGAACCUUCCAGCAGAGCCAGCUGACCCACGACAGUCCUCGGAUCCACCCCGUGGGAUAGUUCGCGUACCAAAUUAUCAUUCCCAGUGUCCAGAGCUGCCGGAUCCACACAAAUCCAGUUCAAUUCACUACAUAAGCGGUCCAUCGGUCAAGGUCGCACCCAGCCAUCAUCCCCUCGAGUCCAGUGGCGACACUGUCUCCGAUAAUUACCCCUACGUCCAGCUGACGACUCUCAACCACGAUUACCUGUACCCUGUGAUCGACGAGCAGAAGAGCGAUCGCAGUCCCGUCGAGAGACGGCACUCCACCAGUUCCCUCAAGAAACCUGACAUCAUCAUCACCCAGCCGACCAAGAGCCCGAGCAAGGAGCGCAACAAUGCCAGGCUCAAGUGUAGGCAUUGUCAGGAAAUGUACACGGAGCACCAGAAUCCAAGAGGCUCCUGUGAAUACGCGCCUGAUAAGGUCAAGGAUGGAAUUUCUACGGUGUCUUGUCUGCUCUGUGCGCGCUGUAUGCUCUAUCACUGCAUGAGCGAUGCUGAGGAAGCAGACUACUCACAAAAUCCUUGCAGUUGUAGUGCAGAAGACGGAUGCUGCCGACGAUGGUUCGGACUAGCUUUACUGUCACUAAUAGUCCCCUGUCUAUGGCUGUAUCCACCUCUACGAGCAAUCCACUGGUGUGGUAUGAGCUGCGGCAUUUGUGGAGGCCGUCACCAUCCAUCAGAAUAACGUGAGGGACCCUUUGAUAUCUCUGCAGCGUUUACAAUAACCGAGCCGCAAUAUCAAUCGACACGCGGAGCCGUGGCAAAUGUAUAUGAAUGCCAUGACUUGAAUAUGGGACGGUGCCAGAGAUACCAAAGGGGCAGACAGCUACCGGUUCACGCGCUCAUACAUCAGCGUCAUUUGUGAGUACUUCCAACAGAAGAAUUCAAUGUCGACACAUUGUCUUUAGAUAACGUGACCUUUAACAUUAUAGUCAGUGUUGAGUUUUAUAUGUGUACAUGUACAUUUAUAUAUAUAUAUAUAUAUAUAUAUAUAUAUAUAUAUAUAUAUAUAUAUAUAUAUAUAUAUAUAUAUAUAUAUAUGUAUAAGUUUAUGUAUAUAUAUAUAUGUAUAGUGUUGAGCACAAGGUAUAGAGCCGGUUACGAACCAA